Molecule: messenger RNA, 1592 nt
Organism: Ctenocephalides felis (cat flea)
Lineage: Eukaryota; Metazoa; Arthropoda; Insecta; Siphonaptera; Pulicidae
Gene: Caf1-105
Product: chromatin assembly factor 1 subunit B
Exons: 5
Coding region: 35-1570 (511 amino acids)
Biological process (GO): DNA replication-dependent chromatin assembly; nucleosome assembly
Cellular component (GO): nucleus; CAF-1 complex
Molecular function (GO): protein binding
Source: RefSeq, a predicted model, not a curated record
AACAUUUUAUUAAUUAGUUUUAAAUGAAAUAAUAAUGAAGUGCACAAUCCCGGAAAUUUCAUGGCAUAAUCGCGAUCCUGUUUUAUCAAUUGAUUUACAGCCAACCAUCGCGAAUAAUGAAUUUAAAAGAUUGGCUACUGGUGGAACCGACUCUCAUGUUCUGAUAUGGUAUAUUCAAACAACCGUUGAUGGUUUGGCAACUGUUGAAAUAGCAGCUGAUCUUACUAGACAUGAGAAAGCAGUUAAUGUAGUGAGAUGGAGUCCAUCUGGGGAAUAUCUCGCAUCUGGUGAUGAUGAUAAUAUAAUUAUGAUUUGGAAACAGAGAACUGAUGCAGAUCCACCUUCUUUAGAAGAAGAUAACGAAGCUGAUAAAGAGAUUUGGUCUUCUAUUAAGGUUUUGAGAGGACAUCUUCAAGAUGUGUAUGAUAUUUGCUGGUCUCCAGAUUCAUUAUUUCUUAUAAGUGGAUCAGUUGAUAAUACUGCAAUUUUGUGGGAUUUAAACAAAGGGAAAUCAUUAGGAAUAUUGGAUGAUCAAAAAAAUUUUGUACAGGGUGUUGCUUGGGAUCCUGAUAACAAAUAUGUAGCGACAAUGAGUAGUGAUCGAACAUGUAGAGUGUAUGAUAUUAAAACAAAGAAGGUUGUUAGUCGAAGUUCUAAGGGUAAAGCUGAGGGUGAGAAUAAUAUGUGUCCAAGAAUUUAUCAUGAUGACACUCUACAAAGUUUUUUUAGAAGAUUAUGUUUUUCACCAGACGGUUUACUUCUGGUUGUACCUUCCGGUGCAAUAGAAAAAGAAGGAGGGAAAGUUCUUAAUACUACCUACAUAUAUAGCAGAUUCUCCUUAAAAAUACCUAUCGUCACCCUACCCUCGAAAGAAUAUUCUAUAGCUGCAAAGUUCUGUCCUUUAUUAUUUUGUUUACGUCACAAAACUCCAGUUAUACCUUUACCUUAUCGUAUGAUUAUAGCGGUUGCCACUCGCAGCUCAGUCAUAUUAUAUGAUACAGAACAAUCAACACCUUUUGCUGUGAUUUCAAAUAUUCAUUACACAAGGUUAACUGACAUAUCUUGGUCUAGUGAUGGAAAAAUUUUGGCUGUUUCUAGUACAGAUGGUUUCUGCUCUAUUAUAACAUUUUCAAGUGAUGAGCUAGGUGAGAUCUACAAAGUUGAAAAGAAUUCAGAAAAUAAUAACAAAGAAACCGAAAAAAGCGCAAAAAUUAAUUUACAUGUACUUGAUGAAUCUGCAAUGGAUUGCACAGAAGGUACUGAAGCAUUGAAUGAUGAAUCACAAGAUGAAAUAAGAUUAGUAAUUGAAGAUUCACAAAUUGAUGGAGAGGAUAUAGUUCCAUCAACUCAGCAACAGAAACAAAUCUGUGCAGACAUUGAAAGUGAAAAAGACUCACAUAAUGAUCCUACACAGAAAACUGAUAUUAAAGAUGACAUAAAAGAAACAGCACCUUUAAAGAAGGAUUCAGUCACAAAAGAUGAUAAGCCAGUAACAGUUAAAACGCCAAGAAGGGUUUCACUGAUUACCUUGUCCAGCCCUAAAUCUUCCAAAAUAAAAACGAAAGAAUGAGACUUGUCAUAAUUUUUAAUAA